AUGUCAAUACUUCGUCCUAUAUAUCCAUGUUAUUAUAAAGAUUUAAAUCAACGUAUAUAUAAAUGUGACAUGUGUCAAUGUAUAUUGUCACCUCCACUUUUUUCAACUUCAAAUCUUUGUUCUUCAUUAUCAAAAUCAUCUUCAUUAAUUUGUUCGGAUAAUUUAACUAAAAUUCAUAAUGAAGAACUAUUACGUUUAAGACUUGAUGAAGUUGAAUCUGAAACUGAUCAUCAAUUACAAACACACUAUUCUAUUAUACGAAAACAAUCCUUUAAUGAUAUUCAAUUUGAAUUUGAUAAUUUUAAUAAUGAUGUAUUUAAAAAUUUAUUUGAUUUCGAACAAAUAUGUUCAUAUAUAAAUAAUUCACGUUUAACAUUUUAUCGUUUACAAUCAAAUAAAUUAUUUAAUGAGUUAAAUACAUGUCAAUUAACAAUAUUAUCAUUACGUUUUCUUGAUACAGUAAUAGAAAAUAAUUUUUUAUUACAAACAACAAAUCCAAUAGGAUUAACUUUUUAUAACUGUACAUUUAAUAUUGAACAAUUAAGUUUAACAACAAUAACAACAACAUUAUCAUUUUAUUAUGUCAAAUUUCAUUUAAAACCAUUUCUAAUAAAUUCUUUAACUUCACUUAUACAUUUAACAAUAACAUAUACAACACAUUUUGAUAUAAUUGGUUCAUAUCCAAAUUUAAUUUACCUUGAUCUAUGUCAUACACAACUAAAUGAUAUACAAUUAAAUAAAUUAUUUUCACAAAUUGAUAUGCCAGAUUUAACAACAUUAAUAUUAUCAAAUAAUAAUAUUAAAGCAUUAAAAACAAAAUUUCCAUCAAGAAUACGUUAUUUAGAUUUAUCAAAUAAUUAUAUUAAAUCAUUAGAUUAUACAUCAUUUAAAUCUUUAUAUUCAUUAAAUAUAUUAAAUUUAAGUUAUAAUUCACCAUUAGAUAUUCAACAAGAUACAUUUACACGUAUACCAUAUUUAGAAAUACUUGAUUUAACAUCAUCUUUACCAUCAUUACCAAUCGAUGAUCUAUUUUUACCAUUACAAAAACUUCGUUAUUUAAAUCUUUCAUCAAAUAAUUUAAAUUAUUUCCCACGUCUUCCUAUACCUCAUGAUGCACAUACUAUAGCUAGUUAUGAUCAUCAUUUACCUGUUUUAAAUAUUGAUUUAUCAAAUAAUAAUUUAAAUAAAAUUGAUUUUGAUAUACUUUCAUCGGCAUCAACUCAAGAUAAAUAUAUUAUAUCAAUUGACAUGACUAAUAAUCAAUUAAAAACAUUACAAUUACCAUCUAGUUUAUCAACAGGUAUUAAAAGACGUGGACCAUUAAUUGAAUUAAAUAUUAAUAAUAAUCCCUUAGAAUGUAAUUGUAUUUUAUAUGAAAAUAUUUUUCAAUUAUUACAAACUGAUAUAUCAACUCAACAAGAUAAUUCUUUUAUUUUAAAUCCUCCAUUUCAACCAUUACCAUCUCAACAAUAUCCGUCAGGAUUUUAUCCAAAUCAAUAUUUGCCAACUAAUAUUCUUCCUCAACCAUUACCACCAGCACCUCCUCCUUUUUAUCCUCAAUCAACAAAUCUAAUAAAUUAUAUUCGAACACGUCGUCAAUUAAAUCUUCCAAAUCAUCCAUCAGCAAUGUCAUUACUUGCAGAAAAUCUAGCCAAACAAGCUCGUGUUAAAUUAUUACAUCUAUCUAACCUAACAUGUCAAGAUAUAAUUGAACCAAAAAUAAGUCGAUCCUUAUUUGAUCUUAAUUCAUCAAAUAGUUUUUGUUCAUACACAAUAUAUUGUCCAUCGACAUGUUCAUGUUGUUCAUCAUCAUCGCCAUCAUUAUAUAAUAAUAAUAAUAAUAAUUGUGAUUGUUAUUAUCAAUGUCCAUUAGAAUGUUCCUGUAAACAUUCAUUUGAUUUAACAAAAAAUUAUGUUAAUUGUUCAAAUCUUUAUUUAAAUAAAAUUCCAUUAAAUAUUCCUUCCACAACAACACAUCUGCAUUUAAAUAAUAAUCAAAUAAAAAUUCUUGAAAAAAAUUUAACACAUUUAACAAAAUUACAAUAUCUUACAUUAGCAAAUAAUCAAUUAGAAUAUUUAUUAAAUGAUGAUUUUUUAACAUUAACUAAAAUUGAAGAUUUAGAUUUAUCAUCAAAUCAAAUACAAAAUAUUGGAUCAAGAACAUUUUCAACAUUGUUUAAUCUUAGACAUCUUUAUUUACAUAAUAAUCCAUGGAUACCAAAAUUUUAUAGUGGACAUGGAGAAUUUCAAUCAAACAUAAGGUUAAAUUCUUUAACAUAUGGAAAUGGUCUUUCAUGUAAUCGAUCGAUUAUAUCUUCUUUUACAAUUGAAACUCCACUUACAGCAGACGAUUGUUGUAAAAAUUCAAAUAUUGAAUCAUGUCAACAAUUAAUUCAUAUAAAUGAACAUAAUUAUGAAUCUGAUCAAGAACAUUUAUCAUUUCAUACUGAUCAAAAUUUAUUUAAUUCAAAGCGAAUUUUUAAAGUUUUGUUUCAUGAAAAUUAUCGUCUUUAUGUUAUUAUUGGAUUAAGUUUAUUUAUACUUCUAAUAAUAAUAUUUAUUAUUAUAUUAUGUUGUAUAUGUCGACGAAAAAAACAUCAAAAACAUUCUUCAUCAGCUGAAAGUAAAUUAUUAACAAAUGGAGAUGUAAAUAAAACAAUAAAUCACUAUCAUAAAUCAUUACAACAAACAUCAUCAACACCAGCACAAAUAUCAUUAUCAUCAUCAACUACUGCUAUACAAAAAUUAAUUAAUUCAACAAGACAAAAAAGUUUAAAUUCUAAUACAGCAUAUAGACAACAAGAAAACGAUGGUUCAAUUUCAUAUUCUGAUAAUGAUGAUGAAGAUGAUUAUGCUUCCAUACCAUUAACAGUUUCUCAAACUGAUUUAUCACCAGUCAUUCGUUCUCAACCACCUGUUCCUCCACUUCCACCUCCUCGUCAAAUGCAACAACAACAUCAACAACAACGUAUUGUAUCGAAUCGUCCUAUAUCUCAUUCAUCUACAGUAUCAACAUCGACAACAAUUCGAUCAAUUGUUCCAAUGAUAAAACGUUCAAAUUCUUCGGCUUCUAAACAGGCUCAAUCAUCAUUAACAGCAGCACGUUCAUGUUUACAAAUAAAACUUGAUGCACUUGUACUUUAUUCAAUAAAUGAUAGUGAGUUAGUACAUGGAGAUAUUGGUGAAAUACUUGAAAAUAUGUAUGGCAAACGUUUUAGUUUUUAUUUUAUACAUCGUGAUCGUAUGUUAGGUGAACUUGACUGGUUAAUUGAAAAUUCUUGUGUUACAAUUAUUAUUUUACGUAAACCAUAUCAUAUUGUACAUGAUUAUAUGAAAAUUUUGUCAACAUGUUCAUCAAUUAAAAUAUUUUUAAUACUUGUUAAUGAUGAAAAUAAUAAAUAUGUAUCAUCAUCAUCAUCAUCAUUAAAAGCACGUGAAAAAAUUGCAAAAUUAUAUCGAACAUCAAAUGUAUAUGAAUGGAAUUCAGAUCCAACGGCAAUUAUACAUGAACAACUUGAAUUAUUUCUCGAACAAAAUUGUGGUUCAGCUACUUAUGUGCCGGAUUAA
Molecule: messenger RNA, 3567 nt
Organism: Rotaria sordida
Lineage: Eukaryota; Metazoa; Rotifera; Eurotatoria; Philodinida; Philodinidae
Source: the annotation of a GenBank genome assembly